AUGGGUUCUCAUGGCGACACGGUAUCAUCGGCGCCUACAAUAGCCUUUGGAACUGACAUUCGAAAGCAAUGCUUCUCUUUUGCUGAGGAUUAUCAUCCUCUCAAUCACGGCUCAUUCGGGACUUUCCCAAAAGAAGUCCGGGAAUACCAAAGGCGACUACAGGAAGAGAGCGAGGCGAGGCCAGACACGUUCAUGCGAUAUACCUACCCUAAGCUCCUCUGCGAAAGCAAAAUCGCAAUUGCGCCACUACUUGGAGCGGACCCCGGCGAAGUCGUUUUUGUUCAGAACGCCACGACGGGGGUUAACACCGUGCUCCGGAACUUGAAGUUUCAGGCCGGCGAUGUAAUCGUUUACUUCAAUACGAUAUAUGGUGCUUGCUACAAGACUAUUCAGUCACUUUCGGAAGAUCGACCACUCUCGUCGCACGCGAUUGAGAUUGCGUACCCCAUCGACGAUGACGAAAUCAUACGGCGAUUUCGAUGUGCGGUGGAGGAAGUCAGAAUGAAGGGAAAGACCCCGAUGCUUGCGAUGUUUGAUACGGUUCUCACAAGCCCUGGGGUCAGGUUUCCAUUUGAGAGAUUAGUGCAAAUUUGCAAGGAUCUUGAGAUCUUGAGCUUGGUGGACGGCGCCCAUGGCGUCGGCCACAUUGAUUUGACUCAUGUUGGUGUUGAUGUUAGACCUGACUUUUUCAUCAGCAACUGCUACAAAUGGUUGAUGGUCCCGAGGGGAUGCGCCGUCCUCUACGUACCAUUCCGGAACCAAGCCAUGUUCUCUUCAACGGUGCCCACAUCAUGGGGCUACGAAAUCGAGGAGAAUCGCAUUAAGAUGAAUGCACGAGACUACUUUUCAAAGUUGUUUGACAAGAUUUCUACAACAGACAACACGCCAUAUUGUUGCAUACCCGCAGCACUCGAAUUCAGGGCCCGAGUCUGCGGUGGCGAAACGAAUAUUCGGGAAUACUGUGAGCAUAUUGCUCGUCAAGGAGGCGAUUUGAUGACAGAGAUCCUCGGCACAGAGGUCCUCGGCGCAUCAUUCGCUUCGUUCCGGCAGUGCUGUUUCGUCAAUGUUCGCCUCCCCUUGACUUUGGCGGACCUCAACGUCGACACGUCGGCUGGACGGGGGAUAGCGAAAUGGAUGCAAGAGAUGAUGCCGGCAGAGUAUGAGACGUACAUUCCCAUUAAGUUUUAUGCCGGUGGCUUUUGGUGCCGGAUCAGCGGCCAAGUGUACCUCACGUUGGAAGAUUUCCGUUGGGCGGCAGAGACUUUGCUUCUUAUCUGUAGGCGUGCGAAAGCUGUGGAAUGGAAAUAA
Colletotrichum tamarilloi is the source of this 1308-nucleotide messenger RNA. RefSeq lists its product as uncharacterized. The coding region runs from base 1 to 1308 and encodes 435 amino acids. The record is from RefSeq and is a predicted model, not a curated record. Lineage: Eukaryota; Fungi; Ascomycota; Sordariomycetes; Glomerellales; Glomerellaceae. The transcript is spliced from 2 exons.